CGCUGUUUAUCGAAUGCCGGUGUUAAACCAAUUUUUUGAAUUCAUAAACAGCUUCAUAUACUUUACAGCUAAACAGCUGUUGUUUUUAUCAUUCCGCUUUGCUGUAGUAUUCUUCCCUUCUUGCUCAAACGGGUACAAAGUCAUCCGUUAUCGCACAAGAAAAUUGAAGUAUCUGUCAAGUAAAGUGAUGAUGAUAGUGAUGAGUGUUGUGAACUGAGUUUGAUUUGAGCCCGUGGUGAAAAUUUUUGUUUAUCGCAUAAUCCCUGUAUUGAAAAUGCUGUGAUCAUGAUUACAUUUUUCACUUUUCUCGUCAUACUAGUGAUAAUUUAUCUAGGAAUCACCUGGCUUUUACCGCAAUGCAUUGGAUACGUGUUGAAAAGAAAGUUUAACAUUAAAAUACGCUUCGGUCGGAUUAGCUUACCGUUUUCUCUGCGGGAUGUAAACGUUUGCAAAAGUGGAUUUUCGGUGCAAAUCGAUGAAAUCUGUAUAAGGAGCAGUUUCUUUAACUCAGAGGUGACGAAACUAUUAUCUAUUAAUAUCCGUGACAUUCGAAUCAAUAAGGAUGUCAAUCGGCGGCAACAGCAAGCCGGUAGUAGUCAAUUUCAAUACAAUCAACAAACCGCAGGAGUUUCCGCUGAUAUAUCUACAAAUGGAAGCGGUUCAAGCGAACGGGAAACUUUGGAUUUUCGUAAAAAAAAGGUGCAUCCUAUGAUUAUAAAAUUUGCACAGUUCAUGGCCGUUCAUAUAAACAAUGUAUCGAUUGCUUUGUUAAACAAUGACAAUGAUCCCGGAUGGUUGCUGCAUGCCACAGCAAAAGAGUUGCAUUUGGAUGGGAGCAUUGUGCACAACACUAAAACUAUGCUUGUCUCUGCAGCCCUAUGCGACGCACAAGCAAAAAUUUUACGACAUUGUCCAGUUGGCAAGAAAAAGCUAGGAGAUAAUCAAGCAUGUUUGGGUGAACUUAGUUUUGGAAUUGCAAUGGAUAGUGUGUUGAUUGCCCACGGACCAAUUUCUCUAGAAAAACUGCAGCUGGCAAUGACGAACACAAAAGUCGUUCUACAUGGAGGUCUCUAUGAAUUUAUCAAAGAUGCUCAAAAUCAAAAACGAAGAGAGCGAAUGUUUUUGCAACACAAUAGUAUAAGUAUAGAUAGAGCUGAAUCUGACGAAGGUUGCAGUUACGCAGGAGGCACGUACCUGCGCAUAGCUCCUAUUAUACCUAAAAAUUUUGUAAUUAAAAUCGAAGACACGACCAUUUCGGCGGUUCGCGAAAACAGCUCGAACGAUUUUUCUGCGACCCUGCAGUCCUUCACUAUAUCAGGAAAGUUUAAUAAUCGCAAUCUUUCUGACGAAUUUCGUCUUCCGAUGUUCUAUAUUGGAACGCAACUCCAGCAGCUGGAAAUCGACACGAUGCAGGAGAAGCUGUUAUACAUGGAGCAAUUCAGUGUCGAUGCAAAACUAGAAAAAGAUCUCAUAAAUGUGUAUUCGAAGUUAAAAUCAUUCCGAAUGAUUUACCAUCACCGAGAAAUUUAUGGCUGGAUUAGCAAAAACUUUUUUUCCAGUGAAAGGCUGGCUAGACAGAUGAAUCCAAAAAGCUUAAAGCUAGCGACAAGCAUGAAUAGUUCACGAUUUCCUGCGGCAAAUGGAGGGGCGCUGGAUGAUUUUUUAAAACGAGUUGUCAUUACAGGUUGUGCGGAACUAUGGAAUGUCACGUCUGUUUUUAAGUUUGGUCAACAAGAGGUAUCUUCUAUAUGUUGUAAUCACACCAAAUUACUGCUGGAUCAGUUUGCCCCACAACGUAGCAGUGUGUAUAAAAAUCGGUUGCUAAAUGUUAUUCUAGGUAAACGCCAUUGGAGUGCUGAGUUGAUGGUCGAGUCGCUCUGGUGGUCUCUAAAUGGAAACGUUUUGAACAAUAAAGAUUUUGGCCAAAGUCUUAAAAAAAGUCACAUCCGCAGGAGUCCGUUCUAUGUAGGGGUUAGCUUGAUUAAAUUAAGCAGUUACGGAGACGCUACGAAGUUAGAUCUCUCAAUUCAUACGUUUAGAACCGAGUACAGCCCGGCGUUGGCAGCAUACUUGGUACAAGCGAAGCAAUGUUUGGAACAGUAUAAAUCGACGAAGAUGACUUCUGGAAGAAAGACAAGCUGGUGUUCAACCGAUGAAGAGGAAGAACCUGGAGUAUUGAAAAAACCUGCAUCGCCGGGGUUAUUGAUUACAGCUAAAGUAACUGACAUAACCUGCUUUCUGUUCAAUAAAUACGAGACGUGUGUUUUGGCUAAUCUAAAUGAACUGUCUCUGGCGAAAACACCCAGUGUGAACGUUCUUAAGCUAGACCACUUUCAUAUGGAGACCUUGGAUUUCAAGAACAUAUCAGGCUCAGAUUUUGGACCGGCGGAAAUGCAUAACAUGUUUGCUAACUUUAAACUGAUUCGCAUAGAAUAUACGGAGUCCCAGCGUUUGGCGAUUCAUUUUCUCGAAGACACAGGAGCUAUGUGGAAUGCCAAUUUACACAUGCAUAUCGUGACGUUGAUUAGUGAGAUUCGUGAGCUGCGUGAAGCAUUAAAAUGGAAAGAGAUUGCUCAACCUCCACUGGAAUUGCCGACCAAAGAAGAACCGAAAAAAUCCACCAGUGAGAAGCCUGCGUGGGUGAUUGACGUUUACGCAGAAGGACAUGCCGAGUUCGCCAUGAAGAUAAGUGAACGCCACUCGAUGCAGAUUUUCAGUGAAAAUUUGUACAUAAGUCGAAAGGAUUGGUGGUUCAUUUCGUUCGAACAUAUUUUUAUAAAGAUCGAUGAUCAGCACAUUUUUUCAUUCAAUGAUGUCGAUUGUCAUCAGUUGGGUGAGAUGGACGUUUUGAGGAUGGAACGAAAGCAUUACGAAAAUUUUAAGCUAGCAAACAACAAAGUGUGGGCUACCACAAUCGGAGUUGUGAGAAUUAUCUUUCCAUAUGAUCAUGAUUUCUACGGUGCAAUAGUUAACGAAUUUGUUUCAAUUUACAAGUGGUUAAAGGUGAUACACGGUUAUAAGAAGAAACCUUUCACUAUCAAUUCACCACUUCCGAGUGAUAUGUUUAUACAAAUUAAAGAGUUCCUGAUGGAAAUGAGUGACGAUCCGUUUGAAGUAAAACUUCGUGAUAAUUAUGUUCUUUUAUUGGACGAAUAUAACGAGAGUGUAAAACGAAAGGAAUUAUUUGAUCAGAAGAUUGAGCAAUUGUUUUCGGAGCGGUUAUUACUACCAGCUGGAACCCUAGAAGAACUAAACGCCAAUCUGAUAAAAAAGAACUCGGAAAUUUAUAUACAAAGAUCGAAAAAGUUAGCCGAAACUGGCCCUCCAAGAACAAGGUUAAUUGCUUGGAUCAUGACAGAUUUGGAGAUAAUGGCGAUGGCUGAUCCAUACGUGCAUGGAACUGACAAAGCAGUUCGUAUGAUUCGGGAGAUUGACGCUGAAAGUCCGUGGCCCGAGGAAGGAAUUGAAUUUGUAACCCUUUGGUGUCGCGCAGUGAAUGUGAGUUGCACCGAAUGGAAAUUUAUGCUUCGUGAUUACCCGCAACCAAUGUUCCAUGUUAAAGCAAUGCAUCUAUUUGGGUACCUGGCUGGUGCCGAAAUGGCCCCUCCUAGAAGGGCAAAACGGGAUGUUGAUAUCGAAAUUGGAGAUCCUUUUGGUACGCACACAAUUCAACGAAGUAUGACUUCAAUCAAAUUCUACCAUGACUUUGAUUGGGAGUUGGACUAUUUAGCGUACGCAUUUGGACCAUGUUGGGAGCCCGUCAUGGCCCAAUGCAACUUAAUGAUGGAAAAAAUUUCUGCACCAUCUAGAGACCCCAGUCCACCGCUGCCAUUUUGGGAUAAAAUGCGAUUGUUAAUGCACGGUCGCCUCACUAUAAUUGCCAAACAGUUCACGAUUUUAUUGCACGCAUCUUUGGACCCCUAUAAUACCACAGAAGAAAUGGAGCUCACCUGGAAUAACUGUGGAAUCGUAUAUACCAACGCAAAAAUCAUGUUCAAGGGUGAUCUUAACGUGUUUGUACGCACAGCUUCUCGUUAUGAUGAUUGUCGUUUGCUACAUUUGCCAAACCUCAAACUAACCUUCAAACUGAGCUGGAUUUGUUUGGCGAACCCAAACGAUCACCAUGCCGUCAUUCCUUGCGCUCCCGAUAAACUGCCCGAGUACUCGAGCAAUCAAGUGCACGAUUCAUUUCGUGCCUUUCGCUCUCAAAAUCUUAACAUUUGGGUUUCGUUCGAAAUCAAGCAGAAUGUCUCAGAGCUGGACGUUCCCAAUUUGGAACUAUACGGAAGCACAUUGCGUUGGUUUGAAAGUCUCAAAUUAAUUCUGUCGGGUGUUACUAGACCAACUCGACGAGGAACAGUAUUCAACAAUGUCCGUCCUAGGAAAAAGCAGCUAAGUCGACAUUAUCGAAAAGCUAAUCUGCAGAUGAGUCUGCAUAAAUUUCAAAUAUUCUACUGGAUGUCACAUGCGUUGAACCGCGGGUUUCAACUGAACGGGGGACGUAUUUCCUUCAGCUCUGAACAUACACUCUCUCUUUCGCCAAUCGACGACGGUCUCAUCCAUCGUCCUCGUGCUGACUGGGCUAUUAUGUACAUGAACUGUGAAUUGAACGAUGCCGAAAUUUGGCUGCGUACAACAACAACCAGUGACCGAACGGACGGCAGCUCGGAAAGUAUUUCUGGCUCCAAUGGUGAUAUUUAUAGGUAUUAUUUUCUCAGCGUUGCCCGGGUUUCGUACGGCCGAGAGGCGCAUUUCGUGAAUGGCAGCGAAAGAGAGAAGGACACUCCAACGCACAAGCUUGUGGUCUAUGAUUUGAAGGGUGCGUGGACCAAGGAUAACCGAGAUGUGGCUUUUGCGCUGUUUGAUUCCUUUAUGAAGAGUCAACGAUUAAAAAAUAAUCUUUCCACCGAAGCACUUAAAUGUUUUCGCAAGGAGGGUAAAAACACUCCGCUAAAAUCGAGAAGCAGUCAGGAAAAACAUAUGUCUUCGACCCAUCAUACAGAAGGUAACAGUGGCAGUCGCGGUAGCCAAGGAGGGCAUAUAAGCAAACGGCAGGAAACGUCGGAUGGGUUAGUAAUGCUGCAGCAAUUGAUCGCCGAAGCUGACCACAAAUCGGUUGUGUUUAGUGAUGAUUUGUCGGCACAGACCAGGCAGCAACAGUUGAAAGGUUUACAGGCGUGUCAGGAUGAUGAUGUGCUGCAUUACAACUGGUUUAUUUCACUCGUUAACUCUCAAGUGUUGUUGAAGGGUUGCGAAACAUCCGGAUACGUCAUUUUAAGUGCUGCCAAGGCAGAGAUAUUACAACGUGUGCACAGACCGGUUUGGCGUGACCAUACGAUUGUUUCAAAAACCACCUGGGUUGGUUCGUUGGAGUGCAUGCAGUACUAUGCGACGGUUAGUGAGGAAGACGGAGAUACAAGAGAGAUGGCAGAGAUUUUGUGGCUUACGGUUGACAACAUCCAGGAGAAGGAUAAGGAAGCCACUAUGAUAAAUGAGUUUCCGGACUUACCGCAUCUGGUAGGCAGCGGUCAAAGUGUAGGUGGCGUCGUGUCUGGAACAGUGGGUGUUUCUGGAGACAGCUACCGUGGUGGCAGGUCACCCAUUCAACUACAACGAAUUGUUUCUCGAUGUAAAUGUGAGUUCUUUUAUGUCAGCUAUGGCGAUACUAGUAUUGACCCAGGAACGAUUUGUGAAGUGCCGCCACCUCCAGUGGAAGAAAGUAUGAGUCCUUGGGAAAAUCAGGACGAACCGGUCGAUGCAUUCACUCUAAUGCAUCACGAUUUAGAUGUUUGCACGAAUUCGCUGCAGUACGCAAUGAUAUUGGAUAUCGUUAACAAUUUACUGCUGUACGUUGAACCACAGAGAAAGGAAGCCUUGGAGCGGUUAGCCAGAAUGCGAUUCCAAUUGCAGUUAUACAGCGGAGAGGAUCAGAAGCGUCCAAUUCAACACAUUCAAACGGAAAUCCGAGGGCUUAUGUCUCGCAUUCGAUGUCUUGAAAAAGAUAUACAUUUUAUUACCAAAGCUCGUCUCGAAGAUGGUGACAGCGAUGAACUUCGAAUGGAGUAUGAAGAAGUUCAGAAAAUGAUCCGAGAGUAUAAGGAAAUGCUUUCGAACAAAAGUGACGAGUUAGAUAUGAUGUUGUCUUGUUACAAUGAAACUCAGCUAUCUGCGUCGAAUCGACUAGCGACAAUUCGCAAGGAUAAACCUCUAACCAUUGUUCGAGCAAAUGAGAUAUGUUUCAAACAUGCCCAAUGGCGACUAACGGAAGCUGAUGGUCAGAUUGGUAUUGCCGAUCUGAUCCUGAGUAAUUUUCUGUACACCAAAAAUUCCAAAAGUGACGAUUCGGUCGAUCACUUACUUGAGCUCGGUUAUAUUCGGAUAAACAAUCUAAUUCCUAGAGAUAGCUACAAAGAAGUUCUGUGUCCAACCGAAAUCCAACGAGAUAUGCCAGUGGAUCACAAACGUGUAAUGCGUGUAUUUUGCCGAGAAAAGCCUCCAGUUGGUGGAAUAUCCGUAAAGGAACACUUCGAAAUAAACGUCGUUCCGAUCACGAUUGCCAUAUCGAAAAAGUUUUACAAUACGAUGUUGAAGUUUUGCUUUCCGGAUCGUGACGCAUUAGAGGUGGAAGGCAACGACGAACUUGAAGAUGGCGCCAGUUCCAGUUCGACGUCAUCAUUGUCUACUAAAAGUUCCUCCAAAAAGACGACAUCUUCAAAGGGCAAGAAGAGCUCAAAGGAUAGCAAUUUCUACGUUAAAAUUCAGGACGACGUAGAAAAGAUGAAAGAGCGGGCUGAAAAAAAUAAGUUAUUUAUUUAUAUCAAAAUACCGGAGGUGCCUGUUAAAGUAAGUUACAAAGGUAACAAAGAAAAGAAUAUCGAGGAUAUCACGGAUUUAUCGCUACUGAUUCCGACACUUGAAUAUCACAAUGUGACAUGGACUUGGUUGGAUUUGCUGUUGGCGAUGAAGUCUGAUAGUAGAAGAGUGCUUUUGUCACAGGCAAUCAAGCAAAAGCUGAAGUUGAAAAAAGUACUAGUGGACGAGCAACCGUCACCACAGGAAGAAGACAAGGCAAAGAUGUUAUUCGGAAAUCGACAUGCGCGAGUUCGAAACAAGCCGGAAAACAAAAGUUUGCGGAAGGGAGUUUUCAAAUUUUCCAAAUCAUAGAUACUGUUCGGAGGCUAUGAACUGUGAGUGAACAGUCCCUUCACCUCAACAAAAUAGAUACGCAACAGCUAUUGAAACUAGUCCUAGCAGUGGUUUUCACAGGCAAUCGAAUUCUAAACACUAUGAUAUGUUUAUGUAGUGUAGCAGCAAUACGAAACAUCACUAGAACAGAUUUUAUUCCAGGGUAUUCAUGUUUCUAUUCAUGGUUAUUAUUAACAGCAUGUAUUGAAAUCUUUUGUGUUUAUAUAUUUGAGCUGUAUCAUUACUCGGCCAAAGCUAAAAUAGAUUACCGAAUUUAUUUAUUUGUUCUACAAGUCAAAGUGUGGUCUACAGUUUGGCAUUUGUGCUCGGAUUAUUUCUCAACAAAGUUGUCAGAUGUUUAUUGGUAUUCCAUGAGUGUUAACACUUAGUUUAUGAAAUUUUACUCAAUAGGAUGAAAAUUUGUAUAAAAAUAUUUUUCGUUUUACUAAUGGCA
Molecule: messenger RNA, 7639 nt
Organism: Wyeomyia smithii (pitcher-plant mosquito)
Lineage: Eukaryota; Metazoa; Arthropoda; Insecta; Diptera; Culicidae
Gene: hob
Product: protein hobbit
Exons: 8
Coding region: 286-7164 (2292 amino acids)
Source: RefSeq, a predicted model, not a curated record